UGCCUUUGUUAAUAUAUGGAUCAACCAGAGUUUUGAGUAAAUCAGUGUGAAAUUAUUGCACAUGUAGGUAUAUUAUUUCCUUUCUCAUGGAGCAUGGCAAGGAGGUAUAUACUGAGGUUUCUGCAGCAUAUAUUGACACAAUGAACAAGGUUUUGAGUGCACAUUUCCGUGCUUAUAUUCAAGCAUUGGAGAAAUUGCAAUUGGAUAUAGCAACAUCUAGUGAUCUGAUAGGUGUUGAAACCAGGAGUACGGGUCUAUUUUCUAGAGGAAGAGAGCCUUUGAAGAACCGGUCUGCUGUCUUUGCUCUGGGAGAGAGGAUAAACAUUCUAAAGGUUUUAUGCUGUUUUUAUUAUUAGUAAUAUAUAAAUUUU
This is a messenger RNA of Camellia sinensis, 371 nucleotides long. Lineage: Eukaryota; Viridiplantae; Streptophyta; Magnoliopsida; Ericales; Theaceae. The record is from RefSeq and is a predicted model, not a curated record.